AUGCCUCACACUCAUAUCUCACGUACUGUCCGACAUUCACGAUAUAAUGGUAAUGAGUCUCUUUAUGAGGCUCUUAUCGGAGUGCAUAAUCAGAAUAGAAGGUUGUGGUGUGAAAUAAGAUCCUUAAAGAGAAGAAUUGUGGUGUUGGAAGCAGAGUUGGAAGAGAUUCGUUUUUGGGAUGCGGAGUCAGUAGAAGAGAAUUGGAAGAGAGACAAAAAGCAUUGGAGAGUUGUUCAAGAAAGAAAUCAGUUGUGGGUUCAG
Dentiscutata erythropus is the source of this 261-nucleotide messenger RNA. The record is from the annotation of a GenBank genome assembly. Lineage: Eukaryota; Fungi; Glomeromycota; Glomeromycetes; Diversisporales; Gigasporaceae.